AUGGAGUUCGCCAAACUCCCCAAGAUUGGGGACGCGGAAAAGGAGAGCGAGAUGGGAUUUGUCCAUGGGGUCUCCGGACCAGUGGUGAUCGCCUGCAAGAUGUCCGGGGCUGCCAUGUAUGAGCUGGUGCGCGUCGGACAUUUCGAGUUGGUGGGCGAGAUAAUCCGCCUGGAGGGCGACUUGGCCACCAUCCAAGUCUACGAGGAGACCUCGGGGGUUUGCGUGGGGGAUCCUGUGCUGCGCACCGGGAAGCCGCUGUCGGUGGAACUCGGCCCGGGCAUUAUGGGCUCCAUCUUUGACGGGAUCCAGCGUCCCCUGAAAGACAUCACGGAGUUGACCAAGAGUAUCUACAUCCCCCGGGGCAUCAACAUCUCGGCCUUGUCCAGAGAGCUCAAGUGGGAUUUCAGCCCGAGCCCCAACAUCCGGGUUGGGAGCCAUUUAACCGGUGGGGAUAUUUAUGGAGUGGUUCAUGAAAACUCCCUCAUCAAACAUAUGAUCAUGGUGCCGCCCCGGUGCCGGGGCACCGUCACCCACGUCGCUCCGGCUGGGAACUACGACGUUUCAGACGUGGUGCUGGAGCUGGACUUUGAGGGAGCGAAGGAGAAACUCACGAUGGUGCAGGUGUGGCCGGUCCGUCAGAUCCGCCCCGUCAACGAGAAGCUCCCGGCCAAUCAUCCGCUGCUCACCGGCCAGAGGGUCCUGGACGCCCUCUUCCCGUGUGUGCAAGGUGGGACCACGGCCAUCCCUGGAGCCUUCGGCUGCGGUAAGACGGUCAUUUCCCAGUCGCUCUCCAAGUAUUCCAACAGUGACGUCAUCAUCUACGUGGGCUGCGGCGAGCGGGGCAACGAGAUGUCGGAGGUGCUGAGGGACUUCCCUGAGCUCACGAUGGAAGUGGACGGCAAGACGGAGAGCAUCAUGAAACGCACCUCGCUUGUCGCCAAUACCUCCAACAUGCCCGUGGCGGCUCGGGAGGCCUCCAUUUACACAGGAAUCACCCUCUCGGAGUACUUCCGUGACAUGGGGUACCACGUCAGCAUGAUGGCCGACUCCACCUCCCGCUGGGCUGAGGCACUCCGCGAGAUCUCUGGGCGCUUGGCUGAAAUGCCUGCAGACAGCGGAUACCCGGCCUACUUGGGGGCCCGCUUGGCCUCCUUCUACGAACGGGCCGGGCGUGUCAAGUGCCUGGGCAGCCCGGAGCGAGAGGGCAGCGUCAGCAUCGUCGGAGCGGUGUCCCCUCCUGGUGGCGACUUCUCUGACCCGGUGACCUCAGCCACCCUAGGGAUCGUCCAGGUCUUCUGGGGCCUAGACAAGAAGCUGGCCCAGCGGAAGCACUUCCCCUCCGUGAACUGGCUGAUCAGCUACAGCAAGUACAUGCGGGCUCUGGACGAACACUACGAGAGGAACUACCCUGAGUUCGUCUCCCUGCGCACCAAGGCCAAGGAGAUCCUGCAAGAGGAGGAAGACCUGGCCGAGAUUGUCCAGCUGGUGGGGAAGGCCUCUCUCGCUGAAACUGACAAGAUCACCCUUGAGGUGGCUAAACUGAUCAAGGAUGACUUCUUGCAGCAGAAUGGCUACUCCUCCUACGACAGGUUCUGCCCUUUCUACAAGACGGUGGGAAUGCUCCAAAACAUGAUUGCCUUCUAUGAGAUGGCCCGCCACGCGGUGGAGUCAACGGCCCAGUCCGAGCACAAGGUCACGUGGGCUACCAUACGCGAGAACCUGGGGAACAUCAUGUACAAGCUGAGCUCCAUGAAGUUCCAGGACCCAAUAAAAGACGGGGAGGCAAAGAUCAAAGCGUACUAUAACCAGCUGAAUGAGGAAAUGCAGAAUGCCUUCCGCAACUUGGAGGACUGAAAGGAGAACUGGACACCUUGAGUGAUCUGGAGCAGGACGUUGCCUGUUUUGGGGUUCUGCAUGAGCCCCAAUGAAAACCUCCUUGCUAAGGGGCUCCUUCUUCACGUCAUAUGUCG
Elgaria multicarinata webbii is the source of this 1970-nucleotide messenger RNA. RefSeq names its product V-type proton ATPase catalytic subunit A-like. The record is from RefSeq and is a predicted model, not a curated record. The transcript has 14 exons. Gene Ontology annotation, biological process: ATP metabolic process; proton transmembrane transport. Gene Ontology annotation, cellular component: proton-transporting V-type ATPase, V1 domain; lysosomal membrane. NCBI's taxonomy places the organism in Eukaryota, Metazoa, Chordata, Lepidosauria, Squamata, Anguidae. Bases 1 to 1854 code for a protein of 617 amino acids. Gene Ontology annotation, molecular function: proton-transporting ATPase activity, rotational mechanism; ATP hydrolysis activity; ATP binding.